Molecule: messenger RNA, 938 nt
Organism: Mercurialis annua (annual mercury)
Lineage: Eukaryota; Viridiplantae; Streptophyta; Magnoliopsida; Malpighiales; Euphorbiaceae
Exons: 3
Coding region: 133-741 (202 amino acids)
Source: RefSeq, a predicted model, not a curated record
AUAUAAACCCAUAUUUUACCACCAAAACAUUAUAACAUUUUCUUGGAUAUACAAAGAAAACCCGCUUAAGAACAGAAAGCCAUUUGCAUUUUCAAGAAACACAAAUUCUGCGUUCCAUUAUCUUGAAGAAAGAUGGGAGAUGGAAACAAUGAGACUACUGAGAAAGGGAUCUGCUCUAGUUAUGCUGGAUAUGCUUAUAGUCAGCAGCACGGAGCCUAUUCUCCACACGGCUAUCCUCCUCAACAAUAUCCCCACCAGGGCUACCUGCCGGCUGCACACGGAGGAUAUUCGCCUCCGUAUGCAUAUCCGCCGGCAGGUUAUUCUCCCCAUGGAGGAUAUCCGCCUGCUGCAGGUCAUUCUCCCCAUGGAGGAUAUCCGCCUGCAGGUCAUUCUCCUUCGGGAGGUCAUCCUCCAGCUGGUUAUCCUGAGCCAUUGGCUUCACAUCAUGCAGGGACUGGCGGUAUGGGGGCACUAGUGGCUGGGGGUGCCGUCGCGGCUGCCGCUGCUUAUGGGGCUCACCAGAUGUCACAUGGACAUUCUGGCGGUGGACAUUCUGGCGGUGGACAUUAUGGGGGUGGACAGUAUGGCGGUGGACAUUAUGGUGGCGGACAGUAUGGGAGGUUUAAUGGUCAUGGAAAAUUCAAGCACGGAAAGUUUAAGCAAGGGAAAUAUGGGAAGCCAUGGAAGGGAGGCAUGUACGGAAUGCACGAGGGCAAAAUGUACCAGACAUGGAUGUGUUGAAGUGUUGUUUGUUUCAAGUUCAACACAAAGUGGUUCACUAUCUCUCUUACUAUAACAUAAAUACUGUCAUUUUUCUUCUGUGCUGCUGCUUUGUUUUCCUUUUUUUCUUUUUAUCCGACAACUGCAUUUGUGUAGCCAGAUGAAUCUGCAUGGCAUGAAUGUAUUAUAAUAUCAAUAAAAUUUUCAAAGUCCUACUA